GCGCGUGCCCGCCCCCGGGUAGCUGCUGCCGCCUACGCCGCCGCGGUCACUGCUUGCUGCCCGCCCAGCCCGAGCCCGAGCUCGAGCCCUAGCGGCGCCGGGCCGGACCUGGGGCUCUCAAGCGGCGGCGGCGGGCGGGCGGGCGAUGCUCCAGCAGCCUGAUCAGCCAUGGAGGCCGAGGCAGGCGGCCUGGAGGAGCUGACGGACGAGGAGAUGGCGGCACUGGGCAAGGAGGAGCUGGUGCGGCGCCAUGCGGCUGAGGAGGCGGCGCGCCUGGCCGCACUGGUGCAGCGGGGCCGUCUCAUGCAGGAGGUGAACCGGCAGCUGCAGGGUCACCUGGGUGAGAUCCGCGAGCUCAAACAGCUCAACCGGCGCCUGCAGGCCGAGAACCGUGAGAUACGCGACCUCUGCUGCUUCCUGGACUCCGAGCGCCAGCGCGGGCGGCGCGCCGCGCGCCAGUGGCAGCUCUUCGGGACCCAGGCGUCCCGGGCCGUGCGCGAGGACCUGGGCGGCUGUUGGCAGAAACUGGCCGAGCUGGAGGGCCGCCAGGAGGAGCUGCUGCGGGAGAACCUGGCGCUUAAGGAGCUCUGCCUGGCGCUGGGCGAGGAGUGGGGCCCUCGCGGUGGCCCCGGCAGCGCUGGGGGCUCAGGCCCGGGAACGACGCCCGAGCUCGCCUUGCCCCCCUGCGGGCCCCGCGACCUGGGCGACGGCAGCUCCAGCACUGGCAGCGUGGGCAGCCCUGAUCAAUUGCCCCUGGCCUGUUCCCCCGAUGACUGAAGGAGCUGCUGCUUCUGCGCCGGCCCAGGUUGCGGCGCGAGCGCCGGGAUUGCGGUGGAUCGCCGGACCCGGACGCCAUUCUGGUUCCGCACUAGGGGCCGUCGGCACGUACUUAGAAACCCUGGCACAGAAGGGAGCCCCUCGCUCUCGCCCUCGCCGGCGGGGCAUCAGGGGGACUGUAGGCUGGAGGGGAAGGACUUGCUGGGGGCUGGGUGGGUACUAAUAAACCGGGACGGAAGC
Messenger RNA from Choloepus didactylus (southern two-toed sloth), 1017 nucleotides. RefSeq names its product coiled-coil domain containing 85B (gene CCDC85B). Lineage: Eukaryota; Metazoa; Chordata; Mammalia; Pilosa; Megalonychidae. The record is from RefSeq and is a predicted model, not a curated record. Gene Ontology annotation, cellular component: nucleus. Gene Ontology annotation, biological process: negative regulation of DNA-templated transcription.